Penicillium cosmopolitanum is the source of this 765-nucleotide messenger RNA. RefSeq names its product nitronate monooxygenase. Gene Ontology annotation, molecular function: nitronate monooxygenase activity. Lineage: Eukaryota; Fungi; Ascomycota; Eurotiomycetes; Eurotiales; Aspergillaceae. The record is from RefSeq and is a predicted model, not a curated record. The transcript has 3 exons. The coding region runs from base 1 to 765 and encodes 254 amino acids.
AUGCUCGGAUUCACGGAUUGCGAGAUGGCGAACGCCGUCAAUAAAGCUGGUGGUCUAGGCUUCAUCGGCGGCGGCUUUGACUUCAAGCCCGAAUCAGCACAACUGGUCGAGCUAGACAAAACCCUAUCAAAAGCCCGUUCAAUUGCAGGACUCACAUCUCCGACAGAACCCCUGCCUAUUGGUGUCGGUUUCAUCACAUUCAGUCCCACAGGCUUUGAAAAUGCCGUCACUAUCUUGCAAAAGCACCGAGUAGCCGCAAUCUGGCUCUCAUUUCCAAAGGCAGAUAUUGACCACGGAUCUCUCGUUCGAAUGAUCCGAGACUCUCAGAAACAGAGUGACUGGGACACUAAGGUAUUUGUACAGGUUGGUACUGUACAAGCAGCCAAAGAGGCCAUUGAUGAGGGCGUGGAUGUUCUCGUUGUGCAGGGUACUGAUGCGGGUGGGCAUCAAUGGGCGCAGGGGGCUGGUCUUAUGUCACUUCUGCCGGAGUUCGUCGCAACUGCAGAGUGUCCUGCGCCAGAGCAGAUAAAACAGACAAUCGUCUCGGCCACCGACGGUGCUAUUUCGACGGUUAAAUCGGUCCAGCAUGACGUCUUUCAAUCCACUGAUGUUUGGCCCGCGCAAUAUGAUGGCAGAGCUGUGAUUGGAGUCAGCUAUACUGAUUCCCAGUCGGGUGUUACCAACGAAGAGGUUAUCCAGCGGUAUAACGAUGCUAGAAAGAUGGGACAGGACCAUCGACGAACAGUAUGGGCGUAUGUGACUUGA